CAACGUCCACAUUACACUUCAACCACGUCUUUGUCGGUUUCUCCCAAACUCACACUCUAUUAUGCCCGUGCUGCACAACCGGUGGUGAAUUAUGCUUAAUUCAUUACUCUUUUGAAACCUCAAAAUUUCUUUAGGAACACUGUUUUCUUCACACUUGAAGUCACCUUCUUCAUUUUCAUCACACUCCAUAUUUCUGCACUCAGUGCUUCACUUCCACUGUCAAAUCAAUGUUCACAAGAAGAAAAUUCCUCAAUAUACUUUCAUCACGCAAUGUUAAUGUUUCCAAGCUAAUUUCUCACCAAUUAAAUCCAAAUCCACUUCCAAAUCCCCAAAUUUCAAACAAUUUUAGGGUUUUACUAUUCAAUCUCUAUGGAACCCAAGAUUCCAAAUUUCCGGAAUACGAGAUGCCUACUGUUACAUGGGGUGUGAUUCAAGGCCGCAAAGAGAAACUCGUUUCGCGGGUCAUCAUCUUCGAUUAUCUCAAGGGUUUGGGAAUUAUUCCUGAUGAAUUGCAGGAUUUGGAGCUUCCUUCAACCGUUGAAGUCAUGAGGGAACGUGUUGAGUUUAUUCAGAAAUUAGGGUUAACGAUUGAUGAUAUAAAUCAGUAUCCUUUGAUUUUGGGUUGUAGUGUUAGAAAAAACAUGAUUCCUGUUUUAGGGUAUUUAGAAAAAAUUGGGAUUUCUAGGUCUAAACUUGGUGAAUUUAUUAAGAAUUAUCCACAGGUUUUGCAUGCUAGUGUUAUUGUUGAGCUUGCUCCUGUUAUUAAGUUUCUUAGAGGACUUGAUGUAGAGAAAGAUGAUAUUGGGUUUGUCUUGCAAAAAUAUCCUGAACUUUUAGGGUUUAAGCUUGAAGGUACUAUGAGUACUUCAGUGGCUUAUCUUGUUAGUAUUGGUGUUAAUCCAAGGGAUAUUGGUCCUAUGGUUACACAAUAUCCUUAUUUUUUAGGGAUGAGAGUUGGUACUAUGAUAAAGCCUCUUGUUGAUUACUUGGUUAAUUUAGGGUUGCCUAAGAGGAUUCUAGCUAGGAUGUUGGAGAAAAGAGCUUAUUUACUUGGUUAUGAUCUUGAAGAGACUGUGAAACCUAAUGUUGAUUGUUUGAUUAGUUUUGGUUUGAGGAAGGAAUAUUUGCCAUCGGUUAUUGCUCAGUAUCCACUGAUUAUUGGGUUGCCUCUUAAGGCGAAAUUGUCUUCGCAGCAAUAUUUUUUCAGUUUGAAGCUUAAGAUUGAUCCGGAAGGGUUUGCGAGGGUGGUGGAGAAGAUGCCACAGGUGGUUAGUCUUCAUCAAAAUGUGAUUAUGAAACCGGUUGAGUUUUUACUUGGUAGGGCAAUACCGUCGCAGGAUGUGGCUAGUAUGGUGAUCAAGUGUCCUCAAUUGGUUGCGCUGCGAGUUGAGCUCAUGAAGAACAGUUAUUACUUCUUCAAAAGUGAGAUGGGGAGACCUGUAAAAGAGCUUGUGGAGUUUCCAGAAUACUUCACUUAUAGUUUGGAAUCUAGGAUUAAACCUAGAUACCAGAGGCUCAAGACCAAGGGGAUAAAAUGUUCAUUGAAUUGGAUGCUGAAUUGUAGUGACCAGAGAUUUGAAGAGAGAUUGCAGGGCAAUUAUAUCGAAACCGAAAGUAUAGGUCCUUCAUUCUGUAUUGGUGGGAAAUUAGAGCUACCCGGGAAUGACAUAGUUUCAGAUGAGGAAGAGGAGAGUGAUGAUGAAAUGCUAUACAGAAGAACUGUUUCUCUUUAGCAGAACAAUGCAUUUUUUAUUUUUAUUUUGCUUGAUGAAAUAACUAGAGUAUAACUUUCAUGUUAUCAAAUGAAGGACUAUGAUUAAUCUCUUUCCAUUUUAUAUUACUAUUACUGCAAUUGUCAUCUCAA
Medicago truncatula (barrel medic) is the source of this 1864-nucleotide messenger RNA. Its product is annotated as transcription termination factor MTERF4, chloroplastic. Lineage: Eukaryota; Viridiplantae; Streptophyta; Magnoliopsida; Fabales; Fabaceae. The transcript has a single exon. Bases 228 to 1733 code for a protein of 501 amino acids. The record is from RefSeq and is a predicted model, not a curated record. Gene Ontology annotation, biological process: regulation of DNA-templated transcription; developmental process. Gene Ontology annotation, molecular function: double-stranded DNA binding.